Molecule: messenger RNA, 2334 nt
Organism: Babesia bigemina
Lineage: Eukaryota; Apicomplexa; Aconoidasida; Piroplasmida; Babesiidae
Product: DNA mismatch repair enzyme, putative
Exons: 9
Coding region: 1-2334 (777 amino acids)
Biological process (GO): mismatch repair; mitotic recombination
Cellular component (GO): MutSalpha complex; nucleus
Molecular function (GO): ATP binding; mismatched DNA binding; ATP-dependent DNA damage sensor activity
Source: RefSeq, a predicted model, not a curated record
AUGGAGGAAAAUACAUCGGCAGAAAUAUUUGACGGCGAUGCUUCCUACAAACACACAGUAAUAUUGGCUAUAGUAUGCAAACAGGAGAGGUCAGCUGUGAAACAUCUGGGCGUCGCGAUUUGCAAUUUUCUCAACUCAUCAUUGCAAGUAACAGAAAUUUCGGACAAUGAAUUCUUCACGCUACUCGAAUCCGUCAUAUUACAGGUUGGACCGACGGUGUGUACGCUGUCUACAACCAAGGAUGCCAUAGAUGUCAAGCGCUUGAAGCACAUACUCUCGUUAUGCAACGUACAAUGUAUGAGCCAUACCUUCUCAACUUCGAAGGACGCCACGUCGGCUGUAGAAGAGAUGAAGAUCAAAAGCAAUUUGGAAUACCUGCUCGUCGAGGAGGAUCAUGUGAGGAAUCAUGCCAAACUACUCUCAAUGCAGCUGGCCAUGAAGGCGCUUCUAGGUAUAUUCGAUACCUUCGACAUCGCGAAGCAACCGGCGUACAAGCACAAAUUCCAUUUAGACGAAUACAAGGUCGAAAAAUACAUGUCAAUGGACAGAGCGGCAUUUGCUUCUCUCUCCAUAUUGCCCAGUAAUUCUAAUUAUAUGAGUAAGACCAGUAUCGGCACGCGUAGGCUGAGGAUGUGGGUAUCCCAACCACUUACUGAUGCAAAUGAAAUUCGUAAAAGGCACGACUGUGUCGAGGCCUUCAAGGCUAACUUGUACAAAACAAUACAGGCCGAAUGCUUGAGAAAAGUACCUGACCUCGACGCGAUCGUUAUGAAGCUCAGGGCCAUAGAUAGUGGUAGCGAUUUGGAUGGUAGAAUCAAAAGCACAAUCACAUUUGAAAACCUUGUGCGCCUUUACGACUGUGUUAUCGCUGUGAACAGGAUGGUGCAAUUUGUCCUCGUUCCCUAUGACGGAAUACACUCCGAGACUAUUAAACAUAUGUUUACCGAACCGUUGUUGAAUAUAUCAUCGCUAUUCGAAACCUAUUUACGGUUGGUGGAAAAGACGGUCGAUCUGAAGGAAGCCGAAAAAAGGAACUACAUCAUUAAUCGCAAUUUCGAUAACAAACUAGUGCAAAUCGGUGGGAAGGUAGAUAAAAUAAGGGCUGAUAUGGAAGCACUAAGGGAAUCCUUCGAGGAUGAAAUUUUCUACCGUUCGAACAAGGGCAGAAAGGGGAAUAACCUCAAACUGGUAGAGUGCAGCAACAUGGGGUACCUUUUCAGGGUCUCUAAAAAAGACCAAGCACUGCUUCAGGAGUCUGAACGGCUAAAGGGGUCAAUAGAAAAGGUCAGGCUGAAUAAAAAUGAAUUUCUUUUUACCACACCGCAUCUCCGGCAACUGUGCGCAAAAUUCAAUAGCGCGCAUAAAGACUAUGAAAACGAGCAAACGGCGUUGGUAAACAAGGCGUUUAAGGUCGCAGCUACGUACUGGAUCCUGGUUGAACGAUUCGCAGAUGUCAUUGCUACCAUGGAUAUUCUAGCGGGAUUCGCUGAAGUAGCUGCGACUUUAAAUUAUGUUAGACCUGUGAUAGAUCUGGAAAAUGUCGAAAUUAAUCUCGUUGCAGCGCGGCAUCCGCUUGUAGAAUGCGGACUUUCAACACGGGGCUUUGUGCCUAACGAUCUGGUCAUGAGAAGAGACACAUCCAGAGUUCACAUUACCACUGGGCCCAACAUGGGUGGUAAGUCCACAUACAUAAGACAGGUAGGGGUCAUAGCUGUCAUGAAUCAAAUCGGUUCUUUUGUACCGUGCACCAAGGCAAAGCUGCCUAUAUUCAAACACGUUCUCUGCAGAGUAGGGGCAUCCGACAUUCAGUUACGUGGCGUUUCUACGUUUCUGGCGGAAAUGGUGGAAGCUGCCGCCAUUUUGAAAACAGCCGACGAACACUCUUUGGCAAUUAUUGAUGAACUAGGCAGAGGCACUUCUACGUAUGAUGGUUUUGGCCUCGCGUGGGCUAUAAUAGUUGACCUCAUCCAAAGAUCCAAAUGCUUCUGCUUGUGUGCGACGCACUUCCAUGAAAUGGGCGACUUGGUAAAAGACCACGAGGGUGUCAAGAACAAAUUCGUCAAUGCCAAAUACUUAGAAAAUGCAAAACAAAUGGUUUUUCUAUACGAAAUCAAGGACGGAAUAUGUACGGACUCCUACGCCAUAAAUGUAGCAGAAAUAGCUAUGUUCCCCCAAGAUGUUAUCGCAAACGCGCAGAAGAAACUAAACGAACUCGAAGAUGUCAACAAGUCUGAAGACUGGGAAACGCUGCAGCCGCUUUUGAGUUCGAAGUCAUUCGACGAUUUCAAAAGUAAAUUGCAAGAUUUGUGCAAUAGCAUCAAGUCAGACACUUAG